This is a messenger RNA of Anoplopoma fimbria (sablefish), 1608 nucleotides long. RefSeq names its product BCL2 associated athanogene 2 (gene bag2). The record is from RefSeq and is a predicted model, not a curated record. The transcript is spliced from 3 exons. Gene Ontology annotation, biological process: protein stabilization. NCBI's taxonomy places the organism in Eukaryota, Metazoa, Chordata, Actinopteri, Perciformes, Anoplopomatidae. Bases 145 to 771 code for a protein of 208 amino acids. Gene Ontology annotation, molecular function: protein-folding chaperone binding; adenyl-nucleotide exchange factor activity.
GAAGGAAGUCACAGCCCAUGUUAGGAAAUGUUCCCUCCGGACCGCUGCUGCAGUCAGCUGGACAGCUCACAGAGUAGAUCGCAGACAAGGACUCCUCUCCGGGACGGAUCAUAAUCAUAAUCAUAAUAAUAAUCAUCCACAAUCAUGGCUCAAGCUAAAAUACAGGCGAAAAUGAACGAGGGUACGUGCAGCAAGUUCAGCAGGACGAUGUCUAUGGCAGAUCGCUCCGGACAACUGCUGGAAAGUUUGGAUCAGCUGGAAAUAAGGGUGGAGGCUUUACGCGAAACCGCCUCGGCCAUGGAGCAGGAGAGGGAGUUCAUCCUGGAGAUGAUUCAGUCCAUACAGAACGGACAGGAGCUGAGAAACGUCUGUGCUGGGGAGAGAGAAGAGUUGAAUUUAACCGCAAACCGCCUAAUGGGCCGGACGCUGUCUGUGGAUAUCUCUGUCGGCACGAUCAGAAACCCCCAGCAGGAGGAUGCGUUGCGCAAGGCGACAUCUGUAAUCGAUGACAUAGUGAAGAAGAUACUGGAGGACAUGGACAGCGGGCGGCAGCAGCUGCUGGCCCUGCACGCGGCCUGUGUGACCGAGGCCCCGCCCGUCCCCAUCGACCAGAAGUUUCAGGCCAUCGUGAUCAGCUGUGCUCUGGAGGACCAGAAGAAGAUCAAGCGCAGGCUGGAAACUUUGAUGAGGAACGUUGAAAAUGCCGAAAAGAACAUCAAAAUUAUGGAUCACCAAAAACUGGAGGACCCAAAAACCAAUGGCUGUCAAUAAGACUUGACACCAAAACAUGAAAUGUGUCAUAAUGCCACUAACCUCAACCAGAACUGCCGUGAUCAUGUAGCAGUUAGACCAGUCUGAGAAAAUGAUGGUGAAAUGAUACCGAACCAUAGGGCCAAAAAUACAGUAAAGCACAACAGACAACAUCAUUCUCCUUAAAUUAUGGGCAGAAUCAAGUUUUACCUUCAAAUUAUUUAACACUGACCUACUUUAGAUGUGUUGUUUAAUGUCCACACCUAGUACACAAUGUGUGUUCACAUAUGCACUGAAGUAGACAGAAAAGAUACAAUGGCAUGGUCCUCCAUUGGAAGUUUGGUCACUGUUUAUUGUAAAAUCAAGUGCUUGACAAACAAUUAACUUAAUGUUGAAGUAUAUAUAUAUUUUCUGUUUCAUUGUCUCACCUUUUAAAUCCGGCACUCUGUUUUGAUUUUGGAUGUGCACUGCAUACACUACCUCUAUGAGUGAAGACUACACCAAUCACAUUAGGCUGUGGAUUUUAAUUCUUAUUUUCACAAAGCAGUUUUGAUGUCAGAUUGUGUCAAAAAUGUUGAUAAAAACACAUUGUCGAUUAUUCAAAUGGAGUCUAUAGACUGAGUGCUGUUGGCAUCAUGUAUAUUUCUAAAUGAAGACCUAACCAUGACAAUCAUUUACUGUAUGAAGUUACAGACAAAGGGACAACGUCAACAAGGCUUUAGUAACAUAGUGCUGGAGCACCAUGUUUGUCGGUUCUAAAGAUCUUUGUAAAUUUGACAAUAAAGUAUUAACUCAAGGUCUACUUACUAGCUUUUCCACGAGUUUUCAACAAAAUGUAUUGGCUUUUGUCCUCGGUAA